Molecule: messenger RNA, 9759 nt
Organism: Epinephelus lanceolatus (giant grouper)
Lineage: Eukaryota; Metazoa; Chordata; Actinopteri; Perciformes; Serranidae
Gene: zmym2
Product: zinc finger, MYM-type 2
Molecular function (GO): zinc ion binding
Source: RefSeq, a predicted model, not a curated record
AAAAGCCACAUCCUGUGCAAAUCAAGAGGUAAAUGCUCUCAUAACGUCCCCGAGUCAACGUGUUACGUCACGUGAGACGCCACCGCCACGCGUGACGUAGUGAGCCAUCUGGCCAAUAGACGAUCUUUGCACGGAAAGUGGAAAGUUCUACGUUCUGCGCACGCGCUCCCGGGAUUAAUGUCAAGGCACAAAAGUGGCGCUACACCGUUUCGAGCUCUACUCCGGUGGUUGCCUUAGCGAUGGACGGGGACUCAGAACCAAACCCUGCCGUAGCAGAAGAGGCAGGGGAGCGGGUGGAGCCCAUGGAUGCCACUCCCUCCCAAGAGCAACAGACCACACCCCCCUCGGAGGAGGCCGAGGAGGCAGUUUCCAUGGUAACAGAAGAAGAUGGAGCCACAAAGGAGGGCAGCACAGAGGACAAUGAUGAUGAUGAUGUGGUUCUGGUAGGGGAGGAGGAUCCCCAGCCUUCUGCUACAGCCCUCUCCCAGGACACGCCCAGCACAGACUGCCUAGAGCAGGCUGCUGCCGUGGCAACUGUAGACAUGUCCACGGCAGAGAUGCCUUCCGUGACCCCCAGUUCUCCUGCGUCUUCCAGCACAUCCACAGCAGCGGCAGCACCUCCGAAACCUCCAGCCACAGAAGCAGAGCCCAUUGUCAUUGACGACGAGGAGGACUCUGAGCAGAAAGACACUUCCUCCUCCUCACCAGCACACCCUGGAGGCUCCUCAGAAUCCCACUCUCCAGGUGUACUCAGCAGCACUGAGCCAGAUUCAGAGAUCAGGAUCGCCAGUGUCACCACACUGGGCUCCAGUAGCCAGAAAGGAAGCGCCACAGCUUCUGCAGUAAACACACCGCCACAUCCAGCGGACACACAGGAAGACAUGAACCUGAUGAUAACCUCAGUGACAUCACUGCAGGGUGGGGCAGCGGCUGUCACAGCGGCAGGUGAAGGCCAGGCAGAGGAAAAUGGUCUGCAGAUUAGCAGUGCAUUCAGCCUGAAUCCCGACACCCCAUCUGGUCGACCAACAUCCUCCUUCAACCCCGGGAGGGGCUCAGGCCCCAUGGGCCAGCUGGUGCAGAAUGGAGACACAGGAACGCACAACAGAGCAGACUCGUGGAUCUCUCAGUCAGCGUCGGUCCCCCGCAACCAAAAACAGACAGGGGUUGACUCUCCGUCACCGGCCACCUCCCUGCCCAAACCUCCAGGCCAGUCUUCCUCAUCUACUUCCUCCUCAGGCUCCCAGCCACAGCCCAGGACAGUCAAGGUGACGUGUGCCAACUGUAAAAAGCCUCUGAAGAAAGGCCAAACGGCCUACCAGCGCAAAGGCUCCACACACCUGUUCUGCUCCACCACCUGUCUCUCUGCCUUCUCACACAAACCCGCCCCCAAGAAGAGCUGCACCAUGUGCAAAAAGGACAUCACAAACAUGAAGGGUACCAUCGUGGCGCAGGUCGACUCCAGCGAGUCUUUCCAGGAGUUCUGCAGCACGGGCUGCCUCGGCGCAUACGAGAACAAGCAAAACCCGCCCAAAUCAGGCCUCAAAACCAAAUGUACUGUCUGCGGCAAGCUCACAGAGAUCCGACACGAGGUUAGCUUUAAGACUGUGACCCACAAGAUCUGCAGCGACACGUGUUUCAACGUCUACCGCAGGGCCAACGGGUUGAUCAUGAACUGCUGCGAGCAAUGCGGCGACUACCUUCCCAGCCGAGCGUCAGCAAACCACUUCCUGCUGGUCGACGGCCAACAGAAACGCUUCUGCUGCCAGAACUGCAUCAGGGACUACAAGCAGGCCCACAGUAAACUUGCGAGCUGCCUGACCUGCAAAACGCUGAUCAAGACGGGCGAGGUGCUGCACAGCCUCGGAGCGGGCGGCACCAUGGGCUCCUACUGCUCCGUCAACUGUAUGAACAAGGGCAAGCUGGCGACGACCUCCUUCAUCAACACAGAGCCCACAUGUCACUUCUGUAAGAGGAAUUCAUUACCGCAGUACCAGGCCACCCUGCCAGAGGGAAACAUCCUCAACUUCUGCAGCUCGCAGUGUGUCACCAAGUUCCAGAAUGCGACUCUUCAGACGGCGACUAACGGACAGACGCCCCUCUCCACCACAAACAACACCGUCCAGCUGAAAUGUAACUACUGUCGAGGAGCUUUCAGCUUGAAGCCCGAAAUCUUGGAGUGGGAGGAUAAGGUUUACCAGUUCUGUAGUAAGACGUGCUGCGAGGACUACAAGAAGCUCCACUGCAUUGUGACAUUCUGUGAGUACUGCCAAGAGGAGAAGACGCUACAUGAGAUGGUUAAGUUCUCAGGAGUCAAGAGACCCUUCUGCAGCGAAGGCUGUAAGCUGUUAUUUAAGCAGGAUUUCAUCAGACGACUGGGUCUGAAGUGUGUCAGCUGUAACCACUGCAACCAGCUCUGCAAGAGAGGUUUGACCCGGCAGCUUGGCGGCAUGACCCGGGACUUCUGUAGCGAGGCCUGUGCCAAGAAGUUCCACGACUGGUACUACAAGGCGGCGAGGUGCGACUGCUGUAAGGUGCAGGGUAACCUGACGGAGUCUGUGAUGUGGAGAGCAGAGAUGAAGCAUUUCUGUGACCAGGAGUGUCUGUUGAAGUUCUACUGCCAACAGAACGAGCCCAUCAUGGUGACACAGAAAGGCCCUGAGAACACCACACUGGGGUAUGAAAUGCAGGGGGCCAAACUUGGGCUGGUGAACCAGGGUACUGUGGCGUACGCUGGUGGAGGUUUGAUAAGAGAUGUCAAGAACAAGGCAGUGCUCUGUAAGCCGCUCACACUGACGAAGGCGACAUACUGCAAGCCACACAUGCAGAGCAAACUCUUACAGACAGAUGUAGACGAUGGCGUGAAGAGGGAGUAUAUUCCUGUACCCAUACCUGUACCUGUCUUCAUCCCCAUUCCCAUGAACAUGUAUUCCCAGGUCACUCCCACGCCAGUCUCUCUGCCUGUACCGGUUCCUGUGCCUGUGUUCCUGCCCACCACCCUGCAGGGGGCGGAGCAGAUUGUCCAGACCAUCAACGAGCUGAAAAACAAGGUGCCCUCUGACCCCCUGGAGGCCGACCUGAUCUCCAUGGCUGAGAUGAUCGCAGAGGACCAGAAGCCAGAUGUGAAGCCAGUGAUGGUGAAGAGUGAGCAUGGAGGGAAGGAACCCUCUAGCAGCAGCUCUGAGGAAGAGGAGAAGAUGGAGGAGGAGAGGAUGGAGGAAGAGGUGAAGGUGAAGGAGGAGGACGAAGAUGUGUACGAGCCCGACCUGGACCUGGAGGCAGACUUCCCUCAAGCCUCAGACCCUGCUCCAGUCCUCGAAGGGAUGGACGAGGACAUGGGCUUCUCUCUACCUCCGGUCCUGGCUGAGGAGAAGGAGGAGCUGGAGGAGUCAGCGCCUCGACCGCAGCCCAGGAGACAAGGGAACAAGAGGCAGGCGGUGGAGGAGAGCUCAGAUCUGGUCUCGUCUUCGUCUUCCAAUCCAGCUGGCAGACGCUCAGAAGGACGGUCGCUGCCUCUCAAAGCUCGAUAUGGUAUCAAUGCUUGGAAACGCUGGGCGCUGUCUGCUUCUGACCAAUCAGAUGACACCAAAGAAAAAGGCGACUCCAAACCAGCCCGCUCUAAAAGUAACCUGUUGUCGCUGAGUUCAAAGGAGCUGAACGCAGCUCUGUCCCGGUUUGUCAGGGAGGUCUGCCGGCCCAGCGGGGAGCGCUACUCUCCAGACAGCAUCCUCUACCUCUGUCUGGGGAUCCAGCAGCAUCUCCACGCCAAAGGCCGGAAGGAUGACCUUUUCAGCGACCCGUGCUACCAGCAGUUUGGAGAGGAGCUCAACAAGGUCCUGAAGGACUGGCAGCCCAGCGUGCUUCCUGAUGGCUCGCUGUGGGGUCGAGUGGAGGAGCAGAGUCUGUGGAGCAGCCGGCAGCUCGGGCAGCAGAGUCCGGCGGCUCUGCUGCGCUCUCUGGUUUACCUAAACACCAAAUACUUCGGCCUGCGCACCGUGGAGCAGCACCUCCGCCUGUCCUUCGCCAACGUCUACGGCCCAGACACCAUCCAUCCUGUCACCAAGGAGACCACCGUCUGCAUCCGCGUGCCUUCCAUCUCUCAGGAUCACCACGUGCAAACAGAGUCGAGGAAGAGGAAGCGUACGUUGGAGGACGGCGAUCAGGACUAUGAACCAGACGACGACUCGGGAGGCUCCACUGUACGCUGCCCGGUCAAGAAGCACGAGUGUCACCUCUACGACCUCUACAGAUCCAAGUGCCCGGCAUUGUUGCGGGAGCGUCUAGACGUCUUCUACGUUCAGCCGGAUCUGGCCCGCAGCCCCGACGACCCGCUGUGGUUCAGCUCCACGCCACUGGAGCGACAGAUCCUGGAGAGCCUCCUCACCAGAGUCCUCCUGGUCAGGGACGUUUACACAGACAAACAACACCUAGAGGAAGACGAGGAGGAGGAGGAGGAGGAGGAGGAGGAGGAGGAUGGGGGUGAAGUAGUCGGGGGAGAGUAGCAGUUGUUUUGACUUUUUUUUUUUUUUUUGUAGUAGAGCCUGAACAGUCAGCAGAGGAGGAGGAAGAGGAGGAUAGAGCUAGUAGUGUGUGUGCUCCUCUCCUGUCUUACCCUCCUCGCUGACUUCCUGUUUCCUCCUGGUGAGGAGCGUCCACAACUGGGAACUCAUAGAGGAUGAUGGAUGUGGAGGUGAAGAGCAGCCCAAACGUUUACUUCUGCAGAUAGAUUCACAAACAGAGGAGGAGGAGGUGGUGAUGAAGCUAGAGGACGGAUAGGUUCAUUGUCCCCUCAGUCAUAAACCACAGGAGGAGGCACAGAUGAGAAACGAGGCAAAGCUGUAAUUAAAGUCGAACUAAGCAAAAUUCUGUAGAAGUGUAUUGACAGUUAUCACCAUAUUUUGAUACAGGAAGUGCGUAGCGUGCUUAUAGUGCUCAGACAGGCAGCUUAACUUUAUAGUAUCAUGCUUUAACAAACCAGGAGGCUACAAGGAGAUGAAGUUAUUUUCUUCUGUCUAAACUUCAUGUCCUCCUUGUCAUCGCUCUGUGGAUGGAAAAGAGGAAGUGGAGUGCUUUGGGCUUCAAGAGAGUUUUCAAUAACGGAUUGAUAAGUGAAGGCGAAGGCAGAUAAAAAGGUCUGAGUGAAACCAGAACAACAAGAGGAGAGUAGGAUGAGUCUAGAGUGUCAACAGAGGUGGAGGCUGGAAGAUCGAAAUUCCAUCUUUGAUGCGGUUCAGCUUGUAAAAUCGAAACAUGACAGAUAAAAAAUGUUUGCGUCAAUAUUUACAGCUCAGUUUAGCUGAUGGUCAUGCAACAGGAAGUGCUGCUUUGUAUUUGAAAGGAUUAUUAGACAUGAAAUAUUAUACAGCCGAAAAAUAUUGUUGCACUGACUGACAGGUGGAAAGAUCCAGGUUUGACCCAUCAGUGAUGUAACAAAGGACUUUUGUCCACUUCACUUGUAGGAUUUUAAAUUUUCGACCGCUGGACGAACGCAGCAGUGUAAUAUUCUGUGUUUUGACAAAUAUUUUGUUCGGUACAUUUAGGAUUUAAAGCUCCUGCACACCCACACAACUGUCACUUUGUCAUACUUUGGCUCAGGUUAACAUUCAGCGGUGUUGAGCUGCCGUCAGACUGGAUGUUGGCUGGUGGAGUUCAUUCAUGAGGUGAGGACAGGAAAUCGUAUGAGUGAGGCUGUUUCAAUGCCAGGCCAGUUUUUGGUGGAUUCACAGGUCAAAGUUAGUUAUUAUUUCAUAUAUUUGUUUCAUCACGACCAGACUACAAACUGCAGUGUUGCCCUCAAACAUGAUUUAUUGUAUGAUUGCUCUAAUCAAUAUUAAUCAGAAACAUGACAUCACUGCCUUUUCAGGGCUGAGUAGGACAGGAAUGUUAUGUGACCUUAUAUUUUAUGCAGGGAUUAUUAUGAGGUCACCAAACUCCUAAAACAACUGUGCUUAAUGCUGUUAUCUCACGAUUACAAGGCUUGUUUUCUUGUAUUAGUGGGUUGAUUUCUGUAGAUUCUUGAGAAAACAGAGUGCUGAUUUCCAGAGAUUAUCACAAGAAAUCAACUUGUUCUCUCCAGAUCAUGAGAUAAGUAUGGAGAACUUAAAACUGAACGUCUGGAUCAUUUCACACCUGAUUUCAUGCAUGCUGGCAUGGUGCUCCUGAUCUCUGAAGUAAUAACAGGAAACAACCUUUUUAUCGUGAUAUCAUUAACAAAAUAAUGAACUCUUGAUCUUGAUAACAGCAUUAAAAAAUGCAAGCAAGUCUGUUCUUGUCUUCUGUAAAUGAGAACCAAAAAGCUGUAAAUCAUGCUGCUUUAAACAGGUGACACAUUAGGUGCAUUUCCAUCCACCUGUUUUUAUGCACAUUUGAAUUUAGACAUGAAUAAAACCUGUGUGGAAACUUUUUUAAAAAAAAUCUCAAAGUAUUGCAAAUAGUUUUUACGCUUCGAUCAAUCAAUACAAAGUAAAUGAGAUUAUGUGCAAUGGAAAUGGAAGCAGCUAAUAAAUGUACAAUCAUGACGUUCCACCAUUUUAUAGGCUACAGUAAACUUUGUCGUCUGCACACAGGGCCGUUACUGCAACUCUUCCAAGACCACAGAGCGCUGUGUUCCCUUCGUCCAGUGUGCUCUCUGUUCUUAGACAUGCACUGUUUUCCAGUGUUUGAAUUCUGAUCCAGACUCUUAAUUACAUCAUCUCGUUGCGCCCUCUUCUUCUAAUGGCACCUGACUGGAGCAUUAGCACCACCUACUGCUUAUUUCGACAAACUAACUCCCAGUAUUUGCAUAAUUGAUGGAAAAGCAGAUACAUUUUUCUUUUGAGUUUCUAAAAAAUUUGGUUGAAAUUUGCACCACGUCUGUUUGGAAACACGACUACAGGAGUCCAGUAAAGGGAUCUAAUCAGGUAAAUCAGUGAAACCACCUGUGUGGGUGUGUAGGGCCUUUAACAUUGCGAAAUUAAUCAGGCUUGAGUGUAUCUUGAUGAUUGCCAGUACUGUAUAAGUGAUGCUAUGUGGUGCUGACAGUGUGACAGUUUCAUCAGCACAAGUUUUCCUAUAUCAGGUCUCUGUUGCAUUUUCACUGCACAAAGAUGGAAUUUCUGAUUAUCCAGCCUGUCUUGAACUCAGCACAAAGCCUCUUCCUCUCAGUCAGGGCGACCUACUGGUUUCCAGUGUCACACAUCUCCAUUAUAACUGGGCUGCUUUCAUUCCUCGCCAUCAUCCCGCUCACUGCUCUUCCUCUGUCAGUACUGCUCUCAGGCGAAACCCAUGUGCACCACAGAGGACUGGAGGAGUCAGGACUGAUCCCAGGACAGACUUUACAAACCUCGUGUUAUAUCUCGUCACACACACACCUGACUCUCGCUGUGUGGUGCGGGUUAACGGCGACCUGCCGACAUGCUGCGUUUCUUUAUAGGACAUUAGGGGAACCUUCAUUCAUGCGAUGUAGCAUUAUGUGCGUACUAAGCCCAGAUUGGGUUGCUUUGAAGUGUAAAUAUCUCUGAAACAAGGCGGUGGUUCGAGUCUCCACAGAGAGGGACACUGUGUCGUAAACACCCACUGAAACCUUCAGCUUGAAAAACACCUGCCUCCCGAGAAGCCUUUUUAGAAAGACUGAUUAUUUAUUUAUCUUUUUAUUAGUUUGACUGUUUCCUCUUUACGUUGGGAUAGGACUUUUAUGGGUGCCAUCUCCGUCUCCACCCUCAUUCAUUGAAAACCUGCUGCAGUCCCUCGCCUCUCUCUCGUCCAUUUAAAAAGGGUCUUUGUGCAGGAACCUGCUAAACAUGAAGGACACGGAUUGCUCACAGCUCAAAAGACUGUCUUUGUUUCCUUUCUGCUUUUGUCCCUGUGUUUGGACUUUCCUGGCGUUACUCUAAGUCUCCUUUUAAACUUAAUCUUGGUUUAGUUUAAAACCUGAGCGCUUGUUCACGAGUGCCCUCUCCUCCUUCUUCCAGGCUGUUUAAGAGUGCCAGCACCGCGAGACAGAAGCUUAUAUUGUAACAACACAUUGGUUGGAUUAUCCAUUGUUUAUUUCUUUGAUUUUUAUUUUAUUUUAUUUAUGUGGUUACAGUCCCCCUUUUUUACUUUUCAUUUUUUGAGUUUUAUUUGAAUUUUCGUUCUGAAUGUUUCAAUAAAUUGGAAAAAGUGUCAUCAAAUUUAAAAUCAAGUGACGGUUAUUUGAGGAUUUUCUUUUUCUUUUUGUACUUAUAUUAACUUUGAUUUAAAUUGGGAGAAUACUCUGAGAUAAAAUUUUACACCCAAACAAAAUGUGUGUUUCCACAGCUUGUGCUUAGAAUAUAAGGAACACCCUCCUGGGGCCAGAUGCAUCAAACUCUGUAGAUUCACGACUAGAAAAGCAGAAAUGUGCUUACGCAAUUGUUUCCUGAGAUUUAUAAAGUUGCGCGUAUGCCUGGUAGUGAUUUAUAAUUCUCUAUUUUUGUGGAGCUGGGUGCAUGGGCUUUAUUUUCACACCACAAUUCGAUAUAAAUGGAUGUAGAAAGGCCUUAAAACAUCUGUGUGCAUAUUGAUACUUGUGCCCCUCCACCUCUCAUUACACCAGAGUGCAAGGAGAGCUGUGGCGAUUAAUCAGUUAGUCAUCAACCAUUAAAUUAAUCUUCAGCUAAUUUGAUAAUCGAUUAAUCAAUUUGAAUAUUUUUUUUUUAAAUCAAAAAGUCCAAUUUCACUGAUUCCAGCUGGCUUAAUGUGAAUAUUUAUGACAGUAAACUGAAUAUCUUUGUGCUGUGGACAAAAUGAGACAUUCAAGGACGUCAUCUUGGGCUUUGGGAAACCCUGAUUGACAUUUUUAACAAUUUCCUGACAUUUUAAUAUUGAAUAAACAACUUACAAAUUAAUUGAGAAAGUAAUUGACAUUGGCGGUUAGUAGCAGCCCUAAUUGCGAGGUUCUCCAACGAUGCCAGAGCAGCUGUCAUUACGUACAAUGUGGAAAUAUGUAGCGUCCGUACCACUGAUUCAUCACAUUUCUGCAAACCAUCAUCACGGUAGAAUCUCAAUCAGCAGUAUUAUUAAACGUCAGAAGGAUGAUCAAUGAUUUAUUCUUGGCUCUCAUGUUAAAAUUUAAAGUUGUUGCAAUUUAGGAUGAAAUUAAACGAUCACUGAAAAGGAGAUGAUGCUCAGAUAUAAAUAAAAAUAAUGAUAGAAAUGACUCAUCAUUUAAAAUGUACUUUAUAAACGCACCUUUGACAUUUAACAGAAUGCUGUGGGAAAAUGCGUUCGCAUGGUUUAUGCAUCUGGCCCCAGAUGUUGCGUUUGAUCCACUGUCCUCCUGACGAAGGUGGAUUAAAUUAGUGAACUAGGUUUUAUUUGAUCCAGACAGCAGGCGUUUCUGUCAUUUUGUCCACUCCUCUGUGCAUUUAACAGUCUAAACUGCAGUGUAACAUUUCAGGAAUAAAGGUUUUGUGGACUUAGAGGAAGAACGCUGGUCUGAGUUUCUGACCCCAGACCAGCGUCACCAGCCCCAGGACCUUUAAACUCGACUUAUGGAAGUUAACUCAACUGACCCUGGAUCAGAUGACCCUUGUUGUUAGUUAACCUGGCUGAUAUUUCCCUGCUGGACUCAGAGGCAGAGACCAAACCUGCCACAUGGUUUGGACCUACAGUAGAUGCUGUGGCUGGCUGUAACGCCUAAUGUGAAUGUGCCUAUCUGUAUAUACUGAAAGUGAGUGAUUGUGACUUGAGUCUGAUGCUAUGUGUGUGGGCUGAUCUGCUGAUACGGUCAUGUUAAAUAAAUGAGUUCAUUUUCUAACCAGA